AUGGACUAUUUGGCCACUUAUGAUUCCACAACAGUGUACGAAAUUGGAGUGUGGGAUGCGUUCUUGUCAGUCUCUGCUGCAAAGGGUGUCCUUAAACAGCUUUUAUCCAGAACUCUGACUGCCGUUCCAACAGAGUGUGACCAUAUGAUUGAUAACAAAUUUGGGAAAGCCAAACUUGAGAAGGAUGACUCCCAGGUCUUCGUGAUUUACAAAAUCAAAAAAGCCUUUGCAUGGUUAAUUGAAGACCAUUUACAGGGGAUAGAGGAUAGGAAAACACAUGAAAAAUUUAUGACUGAAAUUAAAUCAGAUGAGAAAAGAUUUAAAUCAGAGGGCUCUGAUAUUUCUUGGGAACUAAAUCCAUUUUGUAGUGAAGGAAAAUCUGCAAUGGCAAACUGUUGUUCAGUGACUCUGCAGGAUCGAAAGCUUUCUCCAUUCAAAGUGAACACAAACUUCUCCCAUCACUGUUGCCUGAAAGGGAAAACUUGGGCUUCUCUGACUUCCCUCUAUUUCCAAGCACAGAUAUCGACCAAAUGUGAUCAAAGGAGAGAUGCUGAAGCCAUUGACUACAGGAAACGAUACUGGAAUGGCCGACUCAUUCUCAUGGGCCUGACAGAUUCUCUAAUAGCCCAGCUGGUCCUUUUCAUGGGGUUUCUUUCUAUCUAUAUGAUUUCUGUGGUGGGGAACAUAGGGCUGAUCCUGAUAAUCCAGAAAGACUCCCAGCUUCACAGACACAUGUAUUUUUUCCUGUGUGGUUUGUCUUUUGUUGAUCUGAGUUACUCCACAGCCAUUACUCCUAAAACCUUGGAGAAUGUAUUAACAUCCAGAAAGAAAAUCCCAUUCAUUGGCUGCUUUGCCCAGAAGUAUUUUUUCAUUUCUUUAGCAGGAACAGAAUGCUUUCUCCACUCUUCAAUGGCAUACGAUUGUUAUGUAGCUAUCUGUAACCCACUGUUUUAUUCCUCUGUUAUGUCCACAAGAGUAUGCAUGUGGCUUAUGGUUGGGUCACAUGGAGUUGCUUUUACAAACUCCCUGAUAGUUCUUCUGUUCAUAGCUAGGUUGCUAUUUUUCAACUCAAAUGUAAUUCAACAUUUUUUUUGUGAUGCCUCACCAAUCUUGUUUCUGUCCUGUGCUGACACACACAACACGGAAAUGAUGAUCUUUAUCUUAGCUGUCUCCACCCUUGCAAAGUCUCUGAUAAUGAUUACAGUCCCUUACAUGGCUAUUAUCUCUGCCAUUUUGAAGAUCAUCUCCACUGUAAAAAGAGAAAAAGCUUUCUCCACCUGUGCUUCCCACCUCACGGGAGUCAUCAUCUUCUAUGGGACUCUAAUCUUUACAUACCUAAAGCCACGUAAAUCUUACUCCCUGUAUAAGGACCAGGUGGCUUCUGUUUUCUACACCAUCGUGGUCCCCAUGUUGAACACCCUUAUCUACAGCCUGAGAAGUAUAGAGGUGAAAAAUGCUUUGAGCAGAAUGAUUCAUCUGUGUCCUAUAAUGAUGUGGCUGAAAGCAGGACAACAGGCAGACAUCACUAGCUGGAGAACGAAGGGGAGGCCUUCUCUCCGUCGGUCUCUUCUGGAGCUCCUGCUGGUGUGGUCCAAGUCCCGCCACCACCAGCACCACCAGGUGCUACCCCUGGUCCCUCCAGGUCAGAGGUACAAAAUUAAGCCUAUAACAGCACACAACACCUUCAUAGGCUACUUGAAUUUCUCCAAUAAGCUUUGGACACCUUCUGGUCCCCCUUGCUUAUAUGCAAUUAGAAAGAAAAUCUUAUAUCAGUCUACUUUCUAG
This is a messenger RNA of Tachyglossus aculeatus (Australian echidna), 1785 nucleotides long. Its product is annotated as olfactory receptor 6B3-like. The record is from RefSeq and is a predicted model, not a curated record. Gene Ontology annotation, biological process: sensory perception of smell; G protein-coupled receptor signaling pathway. Gene Ontology annotation, cellular component: membrane. Gene Ontology annotation, molecular function: odorant binding; olfactory receptor activity. NCBI's taxonomy places the organism in Eukaryota, Metazoa, Chordata, Mammalia, Monotremata, Tachyglossidae.